Molecule: messenger RNA, 1410 nt
Organism: Helianthus annuus (common sunflower)
Lineage: Eukaryota; Viridiplantae; Streptophyta; Magnoliopsida; Asterales; Asteraceae
Exons: 1
Coding region: 1-1410 (469 amino acids)
Molecular function (GO): catalytic activity
Source: RefSeq, a predicted model, not a curated record
AUGAAUUUUGGGACUUACAAUAUUAAAGGGGCAGGAGGGGUGGGGAAAGCUAAGGCAAUAAGAGGGUUGAUAUCGAAGUUUGGGUUAAACUUUAUAGCGAUCCAGGAAACACAGUUCAGCGAUUUACCGGAAAGAAUAAUCAGAAGAUUUUGGGAUAACACAGCAGUGGAUUAUGUAAAGGUGAAUGCAAACGGGAGAUCUGGGGGUUUGAUAUCGAUGUGGAGUACAGGAGCUUUCAAAAAAGAAAUGGAGGUGACUAAGCAAAACUUUAUAUUAGUAAGAGGUAAAGUAACAGGUGAACAAGAAGAUAUGGUGGUGGUGAAUGUCUAUGCUUCAACAAAUCAAAGCAGUAGAAGACAGUUAUGGAACGAAUUACUGGAGCUGAAGCAAUCAGUUCAAGGAAGAUGGAUUCUAUUAGGAGAUUUCAAUGAGGUACGUUAUCCUGAGGAUAGAUUUAACUCCCAGUUUGAUGCGGGGGGAGCAUUAUGUUUUAACAACUUCAUUAUGAAUGCCGGGUUACAAGAAUAUAAUAUGGGUGGAAAGAGAUUUACAUAUAUGUCAGGAGACGGUAGAAAUCUAAGUAAAAUUGAUAGAGUUCUAGUUUGUGGGGAGUUUAUUAUGAGAUGGCCGGACGCAACUUUGCUGGCUCUAAACAGAGACGUGUCGGAUCACUGCCCUUUGGUAUUAACAACAAUCGCUAACAGUUUUGGACCAACCCCUUUUCGGGUUUUCCAUAGCUGGAUGGAGGCCAACGGUUUUGACGAAGCAAUUAAAAAGGGGUUAGAUGUGCCCUGUGAAUCAAACUUCAAAGAUGAGUGUAUGGCGAUAAAACUCAAAGCUAUAAAGGAAGAAUUGAAAAAGUGGAGAAGUAGUGAGAAAGCGAAUGAAGAAGACCAGUUGGCUAUCGCUAACGAAAAUAUUCAGAAAUUAGAGUCAGUGGCGGAGUCGAGGUCGCUCACUGAACAGGAGAUUGGAAGCUGGCAAGAGUAUAAGAAAGCGGUAAAAGAGUGGCAGUUAGCAAAAACAAAGGACCUGAUUCAACAAUCAAGAAUAAAAUGGAUUGCUUUGGGUGACGAGAAUUCGACGUUUUUUCACGCGGUGGUAAAUAGCCACAAGAUUAGGAAUAAGGUGAAUGGACUAUGGAUUGAUGGGGUAUGGAUCACAGAAGCUAAUGUAAUUAAGGAGAGUUUUAAGCUAGCCUUUAAGGAGAAGUUUAAAGAACCGAUUCACUCAAGACCAAGAUUAGGUAUGGAAGGUUUUAAGAGAUUGAUGGACAAUGAGAGCUCAAAACUCAUAGAACAAUUUAAGGAAGAGGAAGUAAGAAAAGCAGUAUGGGAGUGCGGCGGAGACAAGGCCCCGGGUCCUGAUGGAAUAACUUUUUCAGUAAUAAAAAAUAUUGGGAAGAGUUGA